Asparagus officinalis (garden asparagus) is the source of this 1218-nucleotide messenger RNA. Its product is annotated as RNA exonuclease 4-like. The coding region runs from base 193 to 1194 and encodes 333 amino acids. The record is from RefSeq and is a predicted model, not a curated record. Gene Ontology annotation, molecular function: nucleic acid binding; 3'-5' exonuclease activity. The transcript is spliced from 7 exons. Lineage: Eukaryota; Viridiplantae; Streptophyta; Magnoliopsida; Asparagales; Asparagaceae. Gene Ontology annotation, cellular component: nucleus. Gene Ontology annotation, biological process: rRNA processing.
AGAAGCUAAAUUCAACCUCUAUUAACCUUAAUCCGUUAUGAGAGAAGUUGCUGAGGUAAUGCCUCUUGGCCACGAAGAACGAAAAGUUUAGCACCAUGCUCGCAUAUAAAUACCAACCGUUGCUCACUCUCCUUCACCAAGUUCAACCUCUACUACCUGAUAUAGAUAACUAAUAUACAACAGUCAGGUAUAAUGGACAACAGGGCUGGUUCUUCUGUAACAUUAAGGAACAAGUGUGCAGCUUGCUUUAGGCAAUUCAACAGAAUGGAGCAUUUGGUGGAGCACAUGAGGGUCUCAUUCCACUCGGUCCAUGAACCCAUGUGUGGGGUUUGUCAGAAGCACUGCAGAUCAUUUGAAUCGCUAAGGGAACAUCUCAUAGGUCCAUUGCCAAAGUUAGUGUGUUCGAAGGUAUUUGAUGUUCGAGGGUGCAACUUGUGCCUGAAAAUUUUUGAUAGCCAGACCACUCUAACACAUCAUAGCAGACAUUGUCAAAUGUCCCGUUCUACUUCGGUAACUCAUGGAGCCAGAGUGGUGGCAUUGGGUUGCAAAAUGGUCGGAGGAGGAAGUGAUGGAACAUUAGAUCUCUGUGCUAGGGUUUGCCUCAUUGAUGAAAAUGAAAAUAUCAUCUUCCACACUUACAUCAGACCUCGGCUACCAGUCACAAACUACAGGUACGAAACAACGGGAAUAAGGCCCGAAAACUUGAGGGAUGCAAUCCCAUUGAAGCUAGCUCAAAGGAAGAUUCAAGAUUUCUUAUGCAAUGGGGAAGCACUAUGGAAAAUCCGAUCACAGGGUGGAAGGGCAAGGAUUCUGGUGGGACAUGGAGUAGAUCACGAUUUAGGAUGUCUAGGAAUUGAAUACCCUUCACUUCUUAUCAGGGACACUGCCAGUUAUCCCCCACUGAUGAAAACAAGCAUGCUUAGCAACUCACUCAAGUAUCUCACACACGCCUACCUUGGUUAUGAAAUUCAAAAUGGCAUACAAGAUCCAUAUGAGGACUGUGUAGCAGCCAUGAGGCUAUAUGUCAGAAUGCGCUCACAGGCCCACCCACGUGACUAUUCCUCAGGAUCAGGUGAAGCUCAAAGCCGUAAUAAAUUUCCAUCUUGGAGACAGAGAGAGCUUGAGAGGAUGACUCCAGAGGCCCUGCUGGAGAUUUCUGCAUCUGACUACUACUGUUGGUGCUUGGACUCUUAAUUCACAGAAACAGAGGCCCAUAAA